AUACUCCUGCUCAGAUCUGUGUAUCUAGCACCUGAUUGUUGCAUUGUUGCAUUGUUGUUGUUGUUGUUGUGUAACGCGAGAGACCUUGGGAUCCAAAAUGCCACACCAGGUCCCCUGGCGUGUUCAGGUGACCGACCACCCCGGCUCGACCGCCUCAGACAUCGCCAACGAGCCGGACUGGAAGAACCUGCACGGGCACGGGCACCGCGUCGGGUUCAGAAACAAGCAAGGCGAUCGCCUACCCGGUAUCACCCACCACGAUGAUGAACGCAUCGAGGAGGCAGAGGAGCUUGGCGAUGAGGCGAAGGCCGAGUAUGAGAAGCUGAAGCAGAAGGCGAAGAACGGGGGUUUAGUCAAUUUCAGGGAUUUGAUUGAGGGUGAGAAGGAUUUGCAUCUCAGACAUCCCGAGAAUAGGUCCUUGGGGUGGAGAUAUGUGGUUGAAUUUACGGAGGAUUGGGUUAAGAAUGAGGAGUGGCCGGCGAAUGUCAAGAGAAGGCAGCAGGAGGAGGGAGAGAAGAGGAAAGAAGAGCAAGGAAAGGGGGAAGGUGGGGAUGAGAAGGGAGGGAAAGGGAGUAAGGACAAAGACGGAGGAGUUUCGAAAGAUUCGAAAGACGGUAAAGAUCAAGAUCAGGGAUAUCAAGAUGAAGAGAAGUGGAAGCGUGAGACUGGCCAGGACGGCAAGCACCAUGAUGCUUACGCAGACAAGGGCGACUCGGACUCUGGGUACUCCAGCGACGACUCGGGAAAGCAGAAAACCGAAUAUAAGAAGCUAAGGGAACGAUAUUCGCCUCAAGAGAUUGCCCUGCUGCGAGCGUUGCAACAUGAAAAGGACUACAUCACCAAGCUCGAACAAAAUGAUGGAAAGCGCAAGAGCCCGCAACACUACAACCGCAGCACAAUCUCCAUCGACGAGGCUGAUCAAUUCUCGCCUGACAACUGGCUUCCUCGCUCAUCAGAUCUAAUUCGCUUGACUGGCAAGCACCCUCUGAACGCUGAGGCGCAUCUCACACAUCUCUUCGAAGCGGGCCUGAUCACACCGAACGAGCUGCACUAUGUCCGUAACCACGGCGCUGUUCCUAGGCUGCUCUGGGAGUUCCAUCAGUUAGACAUUGAGAACGGGACACUCACUCUCUCCAUGGAUGACUUGAAGAACAAAUUCGACUCUGUCAAUAUCCCAGUUGCAUUGGCUUGUGACGGCAACCGUCGCAAAGAACUUAAUCUAAUCAAAAAGUCCAAGGGUUUCAACUGGGGCGCAGGAGCUGUCAGUUGCGCAUACUGGAAGGGACCGCUGUUGAGAGACGUUUUGUUUGAGGCCGGUAUUGACCACAAGAUGCCAGACGGCAAGCGUUACUGGGUCAACUUCGAGGGCGCAGACGAGCCCAGCGAGGGCAAGUAUGCUACUAGCAUACCCUUCGACUACGCCAUGGACCCCACUAACGACGUGAUACUGGCUUACGAGAUGAACGACACGCCUCUGCCGCCAGAUCAUGGAUAUCCUGUGCGAUUGAUGAUUCCAGGAUAUGUGGGCGGUCGUUGCGUCAAGUGGCUCAAGCGCAUAUGGAUCUCCGAGAAGGAAAACGACUCAUACUAUCACAUCUGGGACAACCGCGUACUACCGUCGUUCGUCACAGAAAAAGAUGGCGAGUUUGCGGAGACACUAUUCAGACAUCCCGACACAGCUUGCAACGAGCAGAAUCUCAACUCUGUCAUCGUCAAACCAGCACAAGGCGAAAAAAUCCCCUUGACAUCAGCAAAGAAGGGCGAGACGUAUCGCAUUGAAGGGUACGCAUACGACGGCGGAGGCCACGAAGUCCAAAGAGUCGAAGUCUCGCUUGACGACGGAGAAACAUGGCUUUACUGCAUCAGAAAAUUCCCCGACGCGCCAAUCCGCCAUGGCAAGAAAUUCUGGACAUGGUUGCACUGGCACAUCGACGUCGACUUCACACAUCUCCUGCGAGCGAAGAGUAUCACAGUGCGCUGCUUCAAUGUGUUCAAGAACACGCAGCCUCAGCAUGGCAAUUGGAAUGUUAUGGGAAUGAUGAACAACGGCUGGUACGUCGUCAGGCCCUUCAUUAUUCAGGAUGAGGAUUCCGAGACUCCGUCUAUUUUGUACAAGCAUCCAGCUGAGCCGGGCACGGGUGGUGGCGGCUGGAUGAAGCCUAGUACUGAGAAUCAGAUUGCGACUGCGAAGCAGGAGGCAGGUGCUCCAUCGAAGCAGUUCACGAGGGAAGACAUCGAGAAGCACGACAAGGAUAGUGAUUGCUGGAUUGUGGUCGAUAAUAAGGUGUAUGAUGCGACAAGUGUAUUGGAUUGGCAUCCGGGUGGCAAAGCGGCGGUUAUGAGCCAUGCUGGAAAGGUACAUGCCGAGACGAGCAGUGAGUUUGAGAGCAUCCACGAUGGAUAUGCUUAUCAGAAGCUUAAGGAAUGCAUUCUCGGCACUGUGACCGACAAAGCUGCUGCGUUCAUCAAGCAAAGCGCGGAAGCUGCUGCAAAGGAGAAAGAGGAGUCAUCAGAAGGCACAGACCAGAUCACGCUACAGAAACACAGAUGGGUACCAGUCAAGUUGCUCAACCGCAAAUCGAUCUCAGACGACACACGGGCCUACACCUUCCAGCUCCCAGACGGCAAGCCCGACCUCGGCCUUGGAACAUGCCAGCACGUCCAACUAGGCUUCCACAUGAAAGAUCGCAUGCUGAUCCGCUCCUACACGCCCACCAAGCCUCUCCUCCCGGACGACAAAUCCGGCGACAAAAAAAACAAAGACUUCCGCGACGGUAACGGCAGCUUUGAGCUCACCGUGAAAACCUACUUCCCAACCGAUGAGCAGCCCGGCGGCGCCAUGUCCAACAUCCUAGACUGCAUGCCGAUCGGCGAGGAAAUCGAGAUCCGUGGCCCAACAGGAGAGAUCGAGUACAACGGCAACGGCACCUUCACAAUCUCAGACAAGGAGUACACAUUUAACCGCAUCAACCUGGUCCUUGGAGGCAGUGGUAUCACGCCCGGCUACGCGCUGCUCGCGCGUGCCAUGCUUUCUGCCGACGACAAGACGGAGAUACGCGUUGUCGACGCUAAUAAGAGCGAGAAAGAUAUCCUGCUCAAGGAGGCGCUUGAUGGGUUUGAGAAGGAUAGCAAUGGCAGGUUGAAGGUGAUGCAUGUAUUGAGCCACCCGAGCGACGACUGGAAGGGCAAGAAGGGACAUGUCGAUGCGGAUAUCAUCAAGGAGGCGCUGUUUGAACCUGGUGAGAAGACGGGCGUCUUCCUGUGUGGGCCGCCUGCUAUGAUACAGAAGGCGGCGCUGCCGGCAUUGAAGGAUUGGGGGUUUAAGGAGGAUGAGAAUGUGUUUGGGUUCUAGAUGGGCAAAGAUUAUUGGUGUAUCAAGUCGAU
Macroventuria anomochaeta is the source of this 3384-nucleotide messenger RNA. RefSeq lists its product as uncharacterized. The transcript has 2 exons. Gene Ontology annotation, molecular function: oxidoreductase activity; molybdenum ion binding. The coding region runs from base 98 to 3352 and encodes 1084 amino acids. The record is from RefSeq and is a predicted model, not a curated record. Lineage: Eukaryota; Fungi; Ascomycota; Dothideomycetes; Pleosporales; Didymellaceae.